Molecule: messenger RNA, 984 nt
Organism: Naegleria fowleri
Lineage: Eukaryota; Heterolobosea; Eutetramitea; Acrasida; Naegleriidae
Exons: 1
Coding region: 1-984 (327 amino acids)
Biological process (GO): intracellular sodium ion homeostasis; potassium ion import across plasma membrane; intracellular potassium ion homeostasis
Molecular function (GO): P-type sodium:potassium-exchanging transporter activity
Source: RefSeq, a predicted model, not a curated record
AUGUUAGCCAAAGAUCAACUCUAUUAUUUUGUCGAUAUUCAAGAGCAUACGUAUGAUUUAAAAACUCUAAGCAAUACAUUCUUUCCGCAUAGUAACAUCAAUUUGUUGAAUAUACCCUCGAGUUUGGGAGUGAGGCCGAAACAGGUCGAAUCCUUAUUCAAUGAGGGCGUGAACAAUGUUCUGGAGAGGCCGGUUCCUCAAACCUACUUUUGUGGCCUUCUAAAGAAACCUCUCAGCAAGAGAGAUCACUACAUGGAAGCAUUCCUUGAUUUGCUUCCACAAACAGCGACCGUGAUUCGGGAGGGACGAGAAAUUGAAAUUGAUAUUCAGUUCAUUGUAUAUGGAGAUUUGAUUAUACUCAAAGAGGGAGAAGUAUGUCCGGCCGAUUGUAGAAUUAUAUGGAUUCAGGAGGAAUUGUUGGUAGAUGUUUCAGUCAUUAAGGGGAAAACAUCGGAGCCUGUCUCUUGUACGACCUACAUGACCGAUGCUUUGCCUCUGAAAACUCACAAUCUCGUCUUUGCUGGAAGUAAAAUAAUGAAAGGAAAAGGAAUUGGUCUUGCGAUUGCAGUCGGUGAGAGACGAGUUCAAAUUCGAAUUGUGGACUAUGUGUUGGCGAAAGAGAUGGGUGUAAAAAUUGUUCAACCUACCUCUGUGCCUUUGGUGAGACCUCAGUCACAGCCCAUGAAUCUUAAACGAACGUCCUUCACAUCCGAUCGGUCCGAUACGAGUGUCUCGAGUGCAGGUGGUGUCGUGAGGAGGAGCUCCUUCUCUGGAGAAGGAAAAACCACGGAGAGAAGAUCAUCCAUGGAUCGAAAAUCGUUGGACAGAAAGUCCAUGGAUCGAAGAUCCGUAAGGGAGCAAGGAAACUCUGUGACGUACAGCAGACGAUCAUCGUCCUAUUCGAAGGUGCCCUACAUCUCCUCGUCCUCACCCACAAAGAAUAAUCGUUCACCAAGAAAAAGAUCCCCCUCUCACAAAAUCUGA